UACCCUUUCUGGCUUUGGUGACUUCCUUGAAGUGGGUCAUUGGUGUCUGUUAACCCACAGCUUAUGCUUCUCUCAGGUUCCUGCUCCUUUCGGCCAUGACCUGUAGAGUUCUUCUGGUGACAGCCUUGGCCCUGUGUCAUGGGUUCAACCUGGACACCGAGAAUCCAAUCACCUUCCAAGAGGAUGCAAGGGGCUUCGGGCAGACCGUGGUCCAGUUUGAGGGGUCCUGGGUGGUGGUUGGAGCCCCACAGGAGAUCACGGCUGCCAACCAGACAGGUGGCCUCUACCAGUGUGAUUACAGCACGGGCAGGUGUGAGCCUGUCCCCCUGCAGGUCCCCGCGGAGGCCAUGAACAUGUCCCUGGGCCUGUCCCUGGCAGCUGCCACCAACCCAGCCCAGCUGCUGGCCUGCGGCCCCACUGUGCAUCAGACUUGCAAGGAGAACACAUAUGUCAACGGCCUAUGCUUCCUGUUUGAUUCCAACCUGCGGCGACAGCCUCAGCGCUUCCCAGAGCCCCUCAGAGGGUGUCCUCAGCGGGAGAGUGACAUUGCCUUCUUGAUUGAUGGCUCUGGCAGCAUCCACUCAAUUGACUUUCAGAAGAUGAAGGAGUUUGUCUCAACCGUGAUGGAACAAUUUGAAAAGUCUAAAACCUUGUUCUCUUUGAUGCAGUAUUCAGAUGUGUUCCGGACUCAUUUCACCUUCAGUGAUUUCAAGAAAAACCCUAACCCAAGAUCUCUGGUAAUCCCAGUAAGACAGCUGCAUGGGCUGACACACACUGCCACAGGAAUCCGCAAAGUCAUCAGAGAACUGUUUCAGAAUGCCAGUGGAUCCCGAGAGAAUGCUGUGAAGAUCCUAGUUGUCAUCACAGAUGGACAGAAAUAUGGCGAUUCUUUGAAGUACGAGGAUGUCAUCCCGGAGGCAAACAGACAGGGCCUCAUUCGCUAUGUCAUUGGGGUGGGAGACGCCUUCAACAGCGACAAAAGCCGCCAAGAACUUAAUAUCAUUGCAUCUGCACCACCUCGUGACCAUGUGUUCCGAGUGAAUAACUUUGAAGCUCUGAAGACCAUUCAGAAUCAGCUUCAGGAAAAGAUCUUUGCCAUUGAAGGUACUCAGACCGGAAGCUCCAGCUCCUUUGAGCAUGAAAUGUCUCAGGAAGGCUUCAGCGCGGCCAUCACCUCUAACGGCCCCUUACUGGGCUCUGUGGGCAGCUUUGACUGGGCCGGGGGAGCCUUUCUGCAUACAUCAAAGGGAAAAGUCACAUUCAUCAACACCACCAGAGUGGAUUCAGACAUGAAUGAUGCUUACCUGGGUUAUGCUGCUGCAGUCAUCUCGAGGAGCAGGGUGCAGAGCCUGGCUCUGGGGGCGCCUCGGUAUCAGCACACUGGCCUGGUGGUGAUGUUCAGACAGAACGCGGGCACCUGGGAGACCAGCGCCAACAUCCAGGGCAGCCAGAUCGGCUCCUACUUUGGAGCCUCCCUCGGCUCCGUGGACGUGAACAAUGACGGCAGCACUGACCUGGUCCUCAUUGGGGCCCCCCAUUACUACGAGUCCACACGAGGGGGCCAGGUGUCUGUGUGUCCCCUGCCCAAAGGGAGGGCUCGGUGGCGAUGUGACGCUCUUCUCCGUGGGGAGCAGGGCCAUCCCUGGGGCCGCUUUGGGGCAGCCCUGACAGUGCUGGGGGACGUGAAUGGGGACAAGCUGACAGACGUGGCCAUCGGGGCCCCUGGAGAGCAGGAAAACCGGGGUGCUGUCUACCUGUUUCAUGGGGUGUCGGUAGUCAGCAUCAGCCCCUCACACAGCCAGCGAAUCACAGGCUCCCAGCUCUCCCCCAGGCUCCAGUAUUUUGGGCAGUCACUGAGCGGGGGCCAGGACCUCACAAUGGAUGGACUGAUGGACCUGGCUGUGGGGGCCCAGGGACACUUACUUCUGCUCAGAUCCCAGCCAUUGCUGAGAGUAGAAGCAACCAUGGAUUUCACACCCAGCGAAGUGGCAAGGAAUGUGUUUGAGUGUCAGGAGCAGGAAGUGAGAAACAAGAUUGCUGGAGUGGUCAGAGUUUGCCUCCAUGUCCGCAAGCGCACGCGGGAUCGGCUAAGAGAAGGAGAUGUGCAGAGUGUUAUCUCUUACGUCCUGGCUUUGGACUCUGGCCGCCCGAGUUCCCGUGCCAUCUUUGAUGAGACCAAGAACAGCACACACAGGCGGAAGCAGGCCUUGGGGCUGACAACCACAUGUGAGACUCUGACACUGCUGUUACCGAAAUGUGUGGACGACUCAGUGAGCCCCAUUGUUCUGCGCCUCAACUACACUCUGGUGGGGACACCUGUGUCUUCGUUUGGGAACCUUCGGCCGGUUCUGGCCGAAGAUUCCCAGAAAUUUUUCACAGCCUCGUUUCCCUUUGAAAAGAAUUGUGGCAAUGACAACAUUUGCCAGGAUGAUCUCAGCGUCACCUUCAGUUUUAGGAACCUGCGUACCUUGGUGGUGGGCGACCCCCGGGAGCUCAAUGUGACGCUGACUGUGAGAAACGAGGGUGAGGAUUCCUACGGGACACAGGUCACCCUCUACCACCCGGCGGGCUUGUCCUAUCGGAAGGUGUCAGUGGUCCAGAACUGGCGCUCGCAGCGAUCCUGGCAGGUGUCCUGUUCGUCCAGCUCCUCCCCCGAAGGAUCUGGGGCUUUGAAGAGCACCAGCUGCAGCAUAAACCAUCCCAUCUUUCCAGACAACUCUGAGGUUACCUUUAAUGUCACAUUUGAUGUGGAGUUUGAUGCUUCCCUUGGAAACAAACUACUUCUCAAGGCUAAUGUGACCAGUGAGAACAACAUACCCAGGACGAACAAAACCGAAUUCCAGCUGGAGCUGCCUGUGAAAUACGCCGUCUACUUGAUAGUCUCCAGUGGUGAGACCUCUACCAAAUACCUCAACUUCACAGCUUCAGAGAAGACCAGUCAGGCUGUGGAGCACCAGUAUCAGGUGAAUAACCUGAGUCAGCGAGAUGUAGCCAUCAGCGUUGACUUCUGGGUUCCCAUCCUGCUGAAUGGCCUGGCUGUGUGGGAUGUGACUCUGAGGGUCGCUUCACAGGGUCUCUCCUGUGUGCCAGAAAGGGAACCGCCCCAGCAUUCUGACUUCCUGACCCAGAUUCCAAGGAGUUCUGUGCUGGACUGCUCCAUUGCUGACUGCCUAAGAUUUCGCUGUGACAUCCCCUCCUUGGGCAUCCAGGAAGAACUGGACUUCAUCCUGAAGGGCAACCUCAGCUUCGGCUGGGUCAGCCAGACACUGCAGAAGAAGGUGUUGGUCGUCAGUGUGGCUGAAAUCAAGUUCAGCAGAUCCAUGUACUCCCAGCUUCCAGGCCAGGAGGCAUUUCUGAGAGCCCAGGUGGAAACUGUGCUUGAAGAAUUUGAGGUCUAUGACCCCGUCCCCCUCGUGGUGGGCAGCUGUGUGGGAGGUCUGCUGCUGCUGGCUGUCAUCACAGCCUCACUGUACAAGCUUGGUUUUUUCCAACGUCAGUACAAAGAAAUGCUAAGUGGCAAACCUGAAGACCCAGCCACAUGCAGCGAGGAAGAUGUCAGUUAUGAGGACCCAGAUUUGCCCGUGUCCUAA
This is a messenger RNA of Fukomys damarensis (Damara mole-rat), 3590 nucleotides long. RefSeq names its product integrin subunit alpha M (gene Itgam). NCBI's taxonomy places the organism in Eukaryota, Metazoa, Chordata, Mammalia, Rodentia, Bathyergidae. Gene Ontology annotation, cellular component: external side of plasma membrane; integrin complex. Gene Ontology annotation, biological process: cell-matrix adhesion; cell-cell adhesion; integrin-mediated signaling pathway. The record is from RefSeq and is a predicted model, not a curated record. Gene Ontology annotation, molecular function: integrin binding.